GGAAAAAAAAAAGAGAAAUUGUUUAAGCAAGCGGUAAAGCAGCACAUCUGCCUUCUAGCUAGCAUACUUGUUAUGUGAAGCUUUCAGUUGCUAAAGUACCCGUGGUUCCUGUUUUUUUCAGGUACUAAACAGGUACUCUGAACCUGAUGAAAAUCAGUUGGAGAGCUGUCAUCUGAUUUAAAAGCCAGAAUAUUAAUGGCACGCAUGAACACACACACGUGUGUGUGUGUGUAUAUGUGUUAGCAAAACUAUGUGUCGUAUUUCUAGUCUAAGGCUUGAGAGAGACAGUUUGAUUGUUUUCAUUUACAUGCCAAGCAGUUAAUUACGGAAGUAGUGACUGAGGGGAAAAUAGUUCCUUUUGUUUAUAUUUAGAGUUACAAUUUUAAAAUUUAUCAGCUGCGAACUUGAACCUUAAUUUGUUUACAUGGAACGCAAAUGGAAAAAAAAACUAUUUUCUUGACUUUAUAAGUUGUUGGGUUUUGACAUCGAGUACUUUUCAGCUCGUGAGUUACCCCAAAAUGUACAUUUUGCCAGCCAUUCUUUAGUGAAACUAAAGAAACAAGCACGUCAAUAAGGUUGAAAUAUGGUUCAAUGAAAAAAAAAAAAAGUCCUGUUCCGUGUAUCUUUAUUUCUUGCAUGUGAAACUUUGUCGCAAGAAAAUACUUUUGCGUAUCUCUAUUUCCCAGACAACCCAAUGCUUUCAGUAGUGCUGUUCUGUAUGUUAGUACUUGUUAUUUCACUUACUACUUCCAAAUUGGGUGUCUGCUAAGAACACAGGGGGGGCUUGAUCUCUGAAGUGCUGGUCAACUAAUUCACAGUUUCUUUGUGUGUGUGCACAGAACUGAACCUUGGGAGAGAAGAAUGCAGAAACUAGUGCUGAACAACUUUCUUUAGGGAAUUUCAACAUUGUGGCAUUUGCUGGUGGCAUUUUAUUCCAGCUGCAGCUUUCUAGUAGGUGUGGGAAUGAGUAUACAGUAUUUUUUAGGUUUCUUCUACAAUUAUCUGUCACUUCAUUCCUGUUUUUCCCUGAGCUAUUCUGUCUUGCCAAGUCUUCGUUCUAAGGCAAUUUUUAAAAAAUUUUGUGACUUGAUGUAGUCUCAGUGCUUCAGUGCUCCACGUCUUAAAACGUUCAUGCUGUCGGUGUGCUGCUUGACAUUCAGAUGAGUUUUCUUGGUUUCAGUUUUGUACUUUUAGCUUUUCUGCAAUCUUUUCAAAUGUUUCUGUCUUUUCGACCAAACUCUGCAGUUUGAUUUCUUCAAAGAAAGACUUCUCCCAUGCCAAGAUGUUUCCUCCCCCUCCCCCCUUCCACAACGUAGGUGGGAAAAUGUCAUGCUGGCUUGGUUGCUGGUGGGGGAGCUGGGGCUUUGGGUUUUUCUCUUCGAGGCGCUGAUCUUGCGCUUUCGUAGAAUUCGUGUUGCUUUUGCAUGAAGAGCUUGAUUGUGCAGUGGUCGCCCUGAAAUCAGCGGUCUACUUUUGUCCUCAGUCCAGUAUCUGCUUACAUUGAGGCAUUUGCAGAUUGAAAUAUCAUGGACAGAAAAUAGUUUGGAUGAUGUGUCUUGCCAGUGUAUCUCUGCAAUUUCGAUUUUAACAAUGGAUAAGUGUAAGCACAUAGGACGUCUGCGGCUGGCCCAAGAUCACUCCAUCCUGAAUCCUCAGAAAUGGCAUUGCAUGGACUGCAAUACUACGGAAUCUGUGUGGGCGUGCCUCAGCUGCUCACAUGUGGCGUGUGGAAGAUACAUUGAAGAACAUGCACUAAAGCACUUUCAGGACAGCAGUCACCCAGUGGCAUUGGAGGUAAAUGAGCUGUAUGUUUUCUGUUAUCUCUGCGAUGAUUAUGUUCUUAAUGAUAACGCAACUGGUGAUCUAAAACUGCUGCGAAGUACGUUAAGUGCAAUCAAGAGCCAAAACUAUGAGUGCACUACUCGAAGUGGGAGGACUUUGCGUUCUAUGGGUACAAGUGAUGAUUCUUACCUUUCACAUGGUGGUGCCCAAGCCAUGCUUCGGAAUGAAGAUCGCAUGUUCACAGCUCUCUGGCACCGGCGGCGUGCGUUCCUGGGCAAAAUAUUCAGAUCAUGGCUUGAGUUGACACCUACUGGAAAAAAGAUUUUGGAAGAAGAAAGGCGUCAGGAAGAAGCAGAGGAAAGAAGGGACAAAGCUAGGAAGAGAAGACAAGAGCGAAAGCGUGAGUUGAAAGCAGAGAUGGAAAAGAUGCCUCCAAGAAAGAGCAGUCGUUUACAAAGUCAGAUUAGAACGUCCUCAGAAACAGCACCCUGCCUGCAAAAAACGUCACAGAAUGUGGAAUCUGUGACAGAGUUGAAAAAAACUUAUACCUCAGAUGAAGUAAGAUUGAAAAAAAUAAGUGACUCUCCAAUUAAACGAAGACCCACGGUGACUCCUGGGGUAACAGGACUGAGAAACCUGGGAAAUACAUGUUAUAUGAAUUCUGUCCUGCAGGUAUUAAGUCACUUACUUAUUUUUCGAGAAUGCUUUUUAAAGCUUGAUCUCAACCAAACUCAGGAACUGCUGGCAACAGCAACCAAUGGUAAAACCAGAUCUUCAUCUAAACACCUGUCUAUAGCUGCCUCAACUUUACAUGUGAAUGAGAACCAAGAGAAAGUAAAGGGAUCAUCUUCUGUGAGGCGGCCUAGUUUUUCCUCUGGAUUAAGUGGAGGAGCAUCAAAAAGUAGAAAUAUGGAACUUAUUCAGCCCAGGGAGCCCAGUUCAAAGCAUAUUUCUCUCUGUCAUGAGCUGCAUACACUGUUCCAAGUUAUGUGGUCUGGCAAAUGGGCGCUGGUGUCUCCUUUUGCCAUGCUUCAUUCUGUCUGGAGACUAAUUCCAGCCUUCAGAGGAUAUGCCCAACAAGAUGCUCAGGAAUUUCUCUGUGAACUUUUGGAUAAAGUGCAGCAGGAACUGGAGACUACAGGGACCAGAUACCCAGCUCUCAUCCCUGCUUCUCAAAGAAAACUUAUAAAACAGGUUUUGAAUGUAGUUAACAACGUUUUUCAUGGACAGCUAUUAAGUCAGGUUACAUGUCUUGCCUGUGACAAUAAAUCAAAUACCAUAGAACCUUUCUGGGACCUGUCCCUGGAGUUUCCUGAGAGGUAUCACUGCAACGGCAAGGAGAUGUCGACUCAGUAUCCGUGUCUGCUGACAGAAAUGCUGGCCAAGUUUACAGAAACGGAAGCUUUGGAAGGAAAGAUAUAUGCAUGUGAUCAGUGCAACACAAAACGAAGGAAGUUUUCUUCUAAACCAGUUAUACUCACAGAAGCUCAGAAGCAGCUUAUGGUGUGUCGACUACCUCAGGUUCUCAGAUUACACCUUAAACGGUUUAGGUGGUCAGGACGCAAUCAUCGUGAGAAGAUUGGCGUACAUGUUCAUUUUGAUCAAAUGCUGAACAUGGAGCCUUACUGCUGCAGAGAAUCCCUCAAGUCCCUCCUACCCGACUGCUUUAUUUACGACUUGUCUGCUGUGGUAAUGCAUCACGGGAAAGGAUUUGGCUCAGGGCACUACACUGCCUACUGCUACAAUUCCGAAGGAGGAUUUUGGGUACACUGCAAUGAUUCAAAACUCAACAUGUGCACUAUGGAAGAAGUAUGCAAGGCUCAAGCUUACAUUUUGUUUUAUAGCCAACGACUUACUCAGGCAAACGGACGUGGUAAAACACCAUUUCCUAGCACAGCUGAAAGUCAGCAGCAUGCAGAAUCAGCUGACUGUUCCAUGGGCGACAGUAGCAGCUAAUCCAAAGCCAGUUAACUGUGCGUAUGGGAAAAGUUUGAAUUGUCAAAACUAUAUAUUUUAAAAUGAAAGUACAGUAUUGUACUUUUUUUACUUUCAAGCCGUGUACAAUGUUUAUAUACUUUUGUAUUAGUUAAAGGACUCUCUACAAUUGUUAGCAAAAGUUUUUAUUGACAGUGACUUUCUAAGUACCUAGAAUUUCAAUACAGCUAUUUUUUUAAGAAAAAGAUUGCUAUUUGCAUUUAACUCUUACCUCAGGCUGGUUUUUUAAGCUGGUUUUGUAUUUUGAUAAUCUUUGAAUUGGUUUAGAAAAAUGACUUUCAAUGGGCAACUGAUGUUUCUCUGGUUAAUUUCCUAUAUAUGCUUGUGUACAGUUUGUAGUCUAGUUCUAAUGAUAUCAUGAUUCUUACUGUCUGCAGGAAUUGCUACUAGGUCUUAGAAUAUUAACAUUCACCAGCAAGGAAUGUUUUACAUGUCGAAUAGCAACGGAACUUUUCAUAGGAAAUUUUCUGUAUAUUCUUUAUGACUAAAGUGAAAUUAAUUUGCAAGUGUCAAAGGAGCCUUCAGGGGAGCUACACUAAAGAGACAUUGAUAGAAUUUCUUAAGAUCUGAAAUUAAGGAAAUGGAGCUCGUACUUCUUUUCUUCUAAGUAUGUAAGAGGGAUGUUUAAUAGCACAAGAAUGUAUCUGUACCAACACUUCCAUGUUUUAGCCUUAAGAAGUCUGACAAAACUCAAGUGCCAAAUCCAAAGUAGUAACUUUGACAACUAGGGGCUUUUUACUCCAAUAACUUGAAAAGCUUUCUUUAAAAAAAACACAAUAGCAAAACCACACUCGCUUACCCCACUGUCAUUGCUACAAGAACGUUGGCACCCCCUUCCUUGCAUCGGACAAGCUUGUUUUAAAUUGUACCAAGCAUUGUCUGUUUCAGUAAUCUCUAACACAAACCACUGAAAAGAAGCUGUACAACUUGUAUGAAAGCAUUUUCACUCUGACUGGUUUCAUUAGCUACAACUGCUGUACCUUCUCCACAGUCCUACCACUAGCAUUAACAGAACUGUGCACUGGGGAGAAUCUAACAUGCAGGAAUUAUCAGUCGUUCUCCGCAGACAGUAGUUAAUGCCAAGUAAAUUUUAAUUGUGAAGUUAUUUUGCAUAAGUCCUAUGCACAUUGUUACCUCAUCUUCUGCAAAAUUUAUAC
Egretta garzetta (little egret) is the source of this 4934-nucleotide messenger RNA. RefSeq names its product ubiquitin specific peptidase 44 (gene USP44). Gene Ontology annotation, cellular component: cytoplasm. The coding region runs from base 1591 to 3738 and encodes 715 amino acids. Gene Ontology annotation, biological process: protein deubiquitination. The transcript has 6 exons. Lineage: Eukaryota; Metazoa; Chordata; Aves; Pelecaniformes; Ardeidae. The record is from RefSeq and is a predicted model, not a curated record. Gene Ontology annotation, molecular function: zinc ion binding; cysteine-type deubiquitinase activity.